This is a messenger RNA of Lycium barbarum (goji berry), 1320 nucleotides long. RefSeq lists its product as uncharacterized. Bases 1 to 1320 code for a protein of 439 amino acids. NCBI's taxonomy places the organism in Eukaryota, Viridiplantae, Streptophyta, Magnoliopsida, Solanales, Solanaceae. The record is from RefSeq and is a predicted model, not a curated record. The transcript has 6 exons.
AUGCCUACCAUUCCUAUUCCCACCACAGUUAGUCCUCAACAAGGUGGUACGAGUUCCAUAGGUGGGCCAGAUCCUAUAAACCAUGUUCAAACUUUAGGUACGCCACCGGUUCAAGCGUCAGAUCACGGUAGUAACCCAGCCAUCCCUGAAUUAUCUCCCAUUACACCUGAUCUGAGCAGCCCAAUAGAUAAGGGUACAUCAAACCAGAGAAACACUAUCAGUGAAGAAGAGUCCAGUAGCCGUCGUAGGCAGCGGACACUUACACUUGUUACUCUUACUCCUGCAGGGUUGGAACCUUCUAAAGAAUGCUCUAAUACCAUAUCCGCAUCUUUCAAAAAUCAACUUGAUCCCAAUGGAAUCAAUUGGAAAGGUGUCUCAGAAGAUACUAGAGAUUUUUAUUUUGGGGAAUUCAAGAAGACAUACCAUUGGGACUCUUCGAUUCCUGAGAGUGUAAUCAGAAAACAUUGGAAUACUAAGGCAGCAACAAAGUAUAGGAAUUUCAUUAGCAAAAUUAAACAAAAAAGGAUUAAGCCGGAUUAUGUGUUUGAUAAUGUGUGGGAACGUUGGUUGAAACUUUGGGCGGAUCCUAAGUGUGUUGAAAAGUCAGAAAUAAAUGCAAAGAAUCGUUGUGGAGGGAAAGAAGUUGUUGUCGGGACUCACACAAGUGGCUCUAUCUGCAUUGGGGAGCAUCGCAAGAGACUUGUAUUAACUUUUGCAAAGGGUCGAGAUCCAACACCAGGUGAGGUACAUUUGCACGUCCAUACACAUGAUCAUGAUGGAGAAUCUUUUGUUUAUGAGCGUGCCCGAGCUGUCCAUGGUCCUAAGCAGCCUUGGAUGUUGUCGGAAGAUGAUGAGUCUACCUUAGAUGAUGAAAGAUAUCAAGAAAUAUUACGGGAAAAAUCACAGUCUCAAUCUGAUAUUGAUCAAUGUGAAGCAUAUUACGAAGCUGCUGGGGGAACAAGGAAGAGAAGAAUAUAUGGUCUUAGAUCUCAAGCACAAAGUUAUUAUGGGCCAAAUCUUUGCGUCAAUUCUGGCUUUAAUGCUUCAGCAUCAGCAGCACCUUCAACUUCUCAAUCAGCACCGACAGAAAAUAUGGAGGAGUUAGUGAUGCGAUUGAUUCCUACACUGACUGAUCGCUCGCUUCCUUUAUUUAUUGAGAAGUUACGUGGAGUGGUUUCUUCACCAUCACAUCAUCCAAAUACUCCUAUCAACAAACCAUCAGUUGUGACACCCAUAGUGCCUCCUCAUACUACUGCUAACGUUGACGAUGUUGAUCCUUUAGUUUCUGAUGAUGAUCGUAGUCCUUCACCCAUGCAUUAG